AUGCAGGCCAACGUUUCGAACUCCAUCACCCUCCACGCUCCGCCAUCCGUCUGGUUUCAGAUCAUUCUAGGAUUGUCGUCACAGAGCCGGCAGCAGGUGCUGCGGGAAGAUCAUCCUGGGAUUGUCGUCGCAGAGCCGACAGCAGGUGCUGUAGGAAAGCUGGGAGUCAACCGAAUGUUCUUCUGGUCCUCCCUCGCUCUCCACCUCCCCCAAGCCGUCCCUCCUCGCCCCGUGUUUCCACAUAUUAUUCUGGGAUCGUCAUCACAAAGCCGGCAGCAGGUGCUGCGGGAAAUAGGCGUGCCUUUUGAGAUCAUGAAGCCAGGGAUAGAUGAGGAGGCUAUUCGGAGUGCAGACCCCAACGAGCUCGUUUCUCUCCUUUCUCGCGCCAAGGCAGACGCCCUCCUAGCCAAACUUAAGGCCGAUGGGCGAACCUUUCCGGAAACUGCAGAUGUGCCAACUCUGUUAAUAACUGCCGACCAGGUGGUGGUGCAUGAGGGUCGGAUUCUGGAGAAGCCCCUGUCCGAAGCUGAGGCUCGGGAGUUCAUCCGAGGCUAUUCGUGCGCGCCUGCCCGCACUGUAGGGGCAGUUCUCGUAACGAAUCUGAACUCGGGCAAGCAGGCAGCAGCAGUGGAUGUUGCAGAGGUUUACUUUCGGGCCAUUCCUGACUCAGUGAUCGACCAGCUGGUGGCAGAGGGCGACAUUUUCUACUGCGCUGGAGGGCUCAUGGUAGAGCAUCCCCUGGUGGCGCCGCUGGUGGAGAAGAUGGUGGGGGGUAUCGAUGCAGUCAUGGGGCUGUCCAAAGAGACAACCGUGGCACUCAUUGCCCAAGUCACGUCAUGA
This is a messenger RNA of Closterium sp. Naga37s-1, 840 nucleotides long. The record is from the annotation of a GenBank genome assembly. Lineage: Eukaryota; Viridiplantae; Streptophyta; Zygnematophyceae; Desmidiales; Closteriaceae.